Molecule: messenger RNA, 1587 nt
Organism: Choloepus didactylus (southern two-toed sloth)
Lineage: Eukaryota; Metazoa; Chordata; Mammalia; Pilosa; Megalonychidae
Gene: WDR13
Product: WD repeat domain 13
Exons: 10
Cellular component (GO): nucleus
Molecular function (GO): protein binding; promoter-specific chromatin binding
Source: RefSeq, a predicted model, not a curated record
AUGGCGACCGGGGAGGGGCGGGCUGACGUUCAGGGCCCUUGUCCCGCGGGCGGACGCGCCGGACGAGGGGUCCGGAGGCUAGGGAAUGGCCGCGGUGUGGCAGCAGGUCUUAGCAGUAGACUCGAGUUUCGGACACAGUACAUCAGGCAGCGCAGCCAGCUGCUGCGGGAGAAUGCUAAGGCUGAGCAUCCCCCAGCCCUGCGUCGGUAGUACCUGAGACUGCGUGGGCAGCUGUUGGGCCAGCGCUAUGGGCCCCUCUCCGAACCAGGCUGCGCUCGCGCCUGUGGCAACAGCAUUGUACGCAGCAGCCGUACUACCCUCGACCGCAUGGAGGACUUUGAGGAUGAUCCUCGGGCCCUGGGGGCCCGUGGGCACCGCCGUUCCGUCAGCCGUGGCUCCUACCAGCUGCAGGCUCAGAUGAACUGCACUGUCCAUGAGGCUAGGCCCCCUGGCAGUGUUGUGCCCACGUCAGCGGCAGAGGCAAGUCGGGCCAUGGCUGCGGACACAUCGCUGAGUGAGAACUGUGCCUUCGCAGGCAUGUACCAUGUCUUUGACCAGCAUGUGGAUGAGGCAGUCCCAAGGGUGCGCUUCGCCAAUGAUGACCGGCACCGCCUGGCCUGCUGCUCACUGGAUGGCAGCAUCUCACUGUGCCAGCUGGUGCCUGCCCCGCCCACUGUGCUCCGUGUGCUGCGGGGCCACACCCUUGGUGUCUCCGACUUUGCCUGGUCCCUCUCCAGUGACAUCCUUGUGUCCACCUCGCUUGAUGCCACCAUGCGUAUCUGGGCCUUCGAGGAUGGCCGCUGUAUCUGGGAGAUCCCUGACCCCGAUGGCGCUGAAUUGCUCUGCUGCACCUUCCAGCCUGUCAACAACGACCUCACUGUGGUGGGGAAUUCCAAGCACAACGUGCACGUCAUGAACAUUUCCACGGGCAAGAAAGUGAAGGGCGGCUCCAGCAAGCUGAUGGGCUGGGUCCUUGCUCUGUCCUUCGAUGCCCCUGGCUGGCUGCUCUGGGCAGGCGACGACUGCGGCAGUGUCUUCUCCUUCCUCUUUGACAUGGCCACAGGGAAGCUGACCAGAGCCAAGCGUCUGGUGGUACAUGAGGGUAGCUCUGUGACCAGCAUCUCCGCCCGUUCCUGGGUUAGCCGUGAGGCCCGGGACCCCUCGCUGCUCAUCAACAUUUGUCUCAACAAGCUGCUGCUCUACAGGGUAGUGGACAACGAGGGCACCCUGCAGCUGAAGAGGAGUUUCCCCAUUGAGCAGAGCUCCCACCCCGUGUGCAGCAUCUUCUUCCCCCUCAUGUCCUUCCGCCAGGAGGCCUGUGUGGUGACAGGCAGCGAGGACAUGUGUGUGCACUUCUUUGAUGUGGAGCGGGCAGCGAAGGCUGCUGUCAACAAGCUGCAGGGCCACAGCGCACCUGUGCUCGACGUCAGCUUCAACUGCGACGAGAGUCUGCUCGCCUCCAGUGAUGCCAGCGGCAUGGUCAUUGUCUGGAGGCGGGAGCAGAAGUAGGGUCCUUCCGGCCCUGCCACCAUCCACUUUCCCACCCCCUCCCACCUUGUGUUUGUAAAGUUUCUGUGAUCAUGCUGA